CCUCUGCCCCCUCCUCUGGGCUUUAUUGUCCUGUUCUCCCAAAAUCACAACAGCUGCAAAAACAAGUGGAGCAGAAAGAUUCGGGGACCGAGGAGCAUUAACCCUUCAUCCUGCCUGGGCAUCACCAGGGCCCGGGGUACAGGGCAUCAUGGCACUGCCAGCCUGGGAAUUCUGCAUGUAAUGGAAUGGAAGCUUAUGGAUGUAGCAGAGCUGGAUUUGGCAUUUAACUGUCUAUCAUGAUCGGCAGAUAGCACCGCACGUGAUGACCAUGGCUCUCCGCAAGAGGAGUCGUCAUGCCUUGGGGUUCCUGUGCUGCUUCGGGAGCAGCGAACACCCGGAGAUUAACCUGAAGGACAAUAAUCCGCUCCAGUUUCUGGAGUUCUCAGGGCCGAUCCCGUCACCGGAAGAGCUGAACGCCAGGUUCUCCGAGCUGGUGGAUGAGUUGGAUCUCACAGACAAGAACAGGGAGGCUAUGUUUGCCCUCCCCCCGGAGAAGAAGUGGCAGAUUUAUUGCAGCAAGAAAAAGGAACAAGAAGAUCCGAAUAAGUUGGCUACUAGCUGGCCAGACUAUUACAUCGACCGCAUCAACUCCAUGGCAGCCAUGCAGACUCUUUACGCCUUUGAUGAAGAAGAUACCGAGAUGAGGAAUAAGAUUGUAGAAGACUUGAAGACAGCGCUCCGGACCCAGCCCAUGAGGUUUGUGACCAGGUUCAUAGAGCUGGACGGACUGACGUGCCUCUUGAACUUCCUGAAGAGCAUGGACUAUGACACGUUGGAGAGCCGCAUACACACAUCCGUUAUAGGAUGUAUCAAGGCUCUGAUGAACAACUCGCAGGGACGGGCUCACGUAUUGGCGCAUCCAGAGAGCAUCAACAUCAUCUCCCAGAGUUUACGGACUGAGAACAUCAAAACCAAGAUCGCCGUCCUGGAGAUACUGGGAGCGGUCUGCCUGGUGCCCGACGGGCAUAAGAAAGUCCUGCAAGCCAUGAUCCACUACCAGGUGUACUCUGCCGAACGCACGCGGUUUCAGACGCUGCUAAAUGAACUAGACAGGAGUAUGGGGAGAUACAGAGAUGAAGUGAACCUAAAGACUGCCAUCAUGUCUUUCAUCAAUGCUGUUCUCAAUGCUGGUGCAGGAGAGGAUAAUCUUGAGUUCCGGUUGCAUCUUAGAUAUGAGUUCCUCAUGUUGGGGAUCCAGCCAGUUAUCGAGAAGCUGAGACAACACGAGAACGCCACCCUGGACAGGCAUCUGGACUUCUUUGAGAUGGUGCGGAAUGAAGACGAGGUGGAGUUGGCCAAGAGGUUUGACACGGAUCACAUCGACACCAAAAGCGCCACGGAGAUGUUUGAGCUAAUAAAGAAGAAGCUGAAGCUGACGGAUGGCUACCCCUACCUGCUGUCUAUCCUCCAGCACUGCCUGCAGAUGCCAUAUAAACGUAACGGCAGUAACCUCCAGCAGUGGCAGCUCCUGGACCGGAUCUUACAGCAGAUCGUUCUGCAGGAUGAGAAAGGUGAAGAUCCCGAUGUGACUGCGCUGGAGAACUUCAACGUCAAGAACAUCAUUAAGAUGUUAGUGAAUGAGAAUGAGGUCAAGCAAUGGCGAGAACAGGCGGAGAAGUUCAGGAAAGAGCACACGGAACUGUGCAGCCGACUGGAGAAGAAGGAGCGGGAAUGUGAUACCAAGACGCAGGAGAAGGAGGACAUGAUGAAGACCUUAAACAAGAUGAAGGACAAGCUGCAGAAGGAGUCGGCAGAGCUGCGCCUGGCGCGGGAUCACAUGACGGAGCUGAUGGCUCAACUGAGCGAGCACUCGACUGGGGGUCCUCUGUCCUUCCCGCUCCCCCCACCUCCUCCUCCUCCGGGGGGACCCGUGUCACUCCCACCACCUUUACCUGAGCACUUGCCUCCUCCUCCUCCUCCUCUGCAGUCGUUCUCUUGUUUUCCCCCAGCUCCUCCUCCUCCCCCUCCGCCUGGAGGACCCCCGCCUCCCCCCGGAGCGCCCCCGUUCUUCGGUAUGGGAAUGGCGCCACCACCUCUCCAGUCUUUCUCCUAUGGAACCAACUUGAGGAAGAAGUCCAUCCCCCAACCAUCGCACCCGCUCAAGUCUUUUAACUGGUCCAAACUGAACGAGGACAAAAUUAAUGAAACCAUCUGGAAUGAUAUUGAUGAUCUCCGAGCCUUUAAAAUUUUGGAUCUGGAGGAAUUUGAAAGCAUGUUCUCCGCCUAUCAGAGACACCAGGAUCUGCUAACUAACUCCUCUCUGCGACAGAAAGAAGUGGAUUCCAUGGAGGAUCUUUACCUGUCCACCCGCAAGGUGAAGGAGCUGUCCGUGAUCGAUGGGCGCCGGGCGCAGAACUGCAUCAUCCUCCUGUCCAAGUUGAAGUUAUCCAAUGAGGAGAUCAAGAAAGCCAUAAUGGAGAUGGAUGAACAAGAAGAUCUCCCGAAGGAUAUGCUGGAGCAGUUGUUGAAAUUCAUCCCGGAAAAGAGUGACAUUGACCUUCUGGAGGAACACAAGCACGAGAUCGAGCGCAUGGCGCGGGCCGACCGCUUCCUGUAUGAGAUGAGCAGGAUCGACCACUAUCAGCAGCGGCUUCAGGCUUUGUUCUUCAAGAAGAAGUUUCCAGAACGAUUAGCAGAGGCGAAGCCAAAGGUCGAAGCCCUGCUCCUGGCGUGCAAGGAACUGACUAGAAGCAAGAGAUUGAAACAGCUACUUGAAGUCGUCUUGGCCUUUGGAAACUACAUGAAUAAGGGCCAGAGAGGGAACGCUUUUGGAUUCAAAGUUUCCAGUCUGAACAAGAUCAUCGAUACAAAAUCCAGUAUAGACAGAAACAUCACCCUUUUGCACUACUUAAUAAUGAUAUUUGAGAAGACGUACCCCGACAUCCUCAACAUCCAGGAGGAGCUGGAGCACCUCUCCGAGGCGGCUAAGGUCAAUUUGGUGGAGUUGGAGAAGGAAGUGCACAAUAUUAAGAACGGGCUGAGAGCCGUGGAGGCCGAACUGGAUUACCAGCGGCGACAUUACAGGGACCCAGAGGACCGCUUUGUGACAGUCAUGGGGGACUUCAUCACGGUGGCCAGCUUCAGCUUCUCCGAGCUUGAGGACCUUCUGAGCGAGGCCCGAGAUAAGUUUUCCAAAGCAAUGAAACAUUUUGGAGAAUCCGAGGGUAAAAUGCAGCCGGAUGAGUUUUUCGGCAUUUUCGAUCUUUUCCUGCAGUCGUUUUCCGAGGCCAAACAAGAUUUGGAGAAUAUGAGAAAAAAGAAGGAAGAGGAAGAACGCCGGGCUCGGAUGGAAGCCAUGCUUAAGGAUCAGCGGGAGAGGGAGCGGCGGCUUAAGAAAUCCAAGGCCGGCAGUAUAUCGGAAGAAGGGGGCGAGUUUGACGAUUUGGUGUCGGCCUUAAGAUCGGGAGAAGUCUUCGAUAAGGACAUAUCCAAACUUAAGAGGAACCGGAAACGCUCUGGGAACCAACUUCUGGACACUAGCAGAGAGCGGGCGGUGACGAAGCUAAAUUAUUAGGAACGUGCGGUAGAGACGUUGGGUGGUGGUAAGGACCAUGGCGGUUGGAGGACGACUCGCGCUCACCGGACGCUGCUCUGCGCAACCAAGGAACUUUACCUCUGAGUGACUGAGAUCAUUCCCGCCAUAGCUUGAUGGUCAAGCUUAUAGAAGUGCCUCAGGGGAGAAUCAGAACGGACCAGGUCCACGUCUACAAGACCUGCGGGAGGCGCCACUCCUAGUACCGGCUCGCCUGCCGCAGUCACGCAUUACAAGUGCCAAAUAUUUUAAAACAUUUUUUUUGCACUGUCUUAAACCUUCAUAAGUAUUGGUAUCUUGUACAGUAUCAACCAGACGACUACAAAGUCCCCAAAAAACAUUACGCCCAAACUGGGGCCAAAAAUAGAUGGAAACUAAAGACAUCCAGUUUUUUUUUUUUACUCUGCAAGAAAUAGUCCGAACGGGUCUGGUAUCCCCCCCCCCCCCCUUUCCUCCUCCUGUCAUGUACGGGACCUCGCACAAACCUACUCUCUGUAAUUCCAGGACCGUCUCCAAGAUCUAUAAACCACUGUACGAUUGCAACAUGUUGUGCACUUUUUACCUUUCUUCAUGUGUUGCCAUGGUUAGUAUUGGCUCCCGGGACGCUGACACGCGAAGGGCCAACUUGGAAACAUUUCAGCUGCCUCAACAAAAGCACAAACGUUUCGUAACCGUAAAAACAAAAAAAAAUACAAAAAACAAAACGCAUCGUCAGGUUCUCCAACCCAACGUUCUCCCGGCCAGAUAUCCUUGAGCCGACGCGUGGAAGAGCCAAAAAUAGUCUUGUCGAGGAACAUCGGGAGCCUUAUUGGAAACAGAGGUUUAAGGGGAGAACCGAGAGGAGUGAAGGUCUCGGUCGUGAUAUUAGACUGUUGUUGACCUCAAGUUGACGUUCCGGAAGAAGGACAUGGUUAGAUGAAGAACACCGGUGGACUGUUUGGAGGUUCUGAUGGAAAGUUCUUGUCUGUGAGAAGUCUAGAACCCAUGGGGGUGCCACCAUAUUUGGAAAGAAGAACCAAACAAAAGUUGCAAAUAUUACGAUGUUUAGAUCAGUGGUCUCAAAUUGUGGCCCUCCAGAUGUUGCAUAACUUCAACUCCCAGCAUGCCCGGACAGCCAAAUACCUGUCUGCCUCCUCCAGAGGAUCCACACUGAUCAAGAAAGGUAUAUUAAGGAUUCCCUUUUGCAAAACUUCAACUCCCAUCAUGCCCGGACAGCCGUUGGCUGUCCGGGCAUGCUGGGAGUUGAAGUUUUGCAGCAUCUGGAGGGCCGCAGUUUGAGACCACUGGUUUAGAUGGAGAAAUAUCUAGGUAAAAUCUGGAUAUUCUCAACUUGGAUGAAAAUGGAGACUUCUCGUCUUGGAUAAGUUUCUUGAGCAUGAGACGCUACAGAACUGUAAUGGUGGUUGAAGACUUAGAUCUACUGGAGAGUUGUCUUCAGUGGUGAUCGUAGACUUGGGUCUACUUGAGAAUCGUCUUCAAUGGUGGUUGUAGACUUGGAUCUACUGCAGAGUUGUCAUCAAUGGCGGACAAAGACUUGGAUCUAUUAGAGAAUCGUCUUUAAUGGUGGUUGUAGACUGGGAUCUACUGGAGAGUUGUCGUCAAUGGUGGACGAAGACUUGGAUCUACUGGAGAAUUGUCUUUAAUGUUGAUCGUAGACUUGGAUCUACUGGAGAGUUGUCUUCGAUGGUGGUCAUAGAUGGGUUCUACUGGAGAGUUGUCUUCAAUGGUGGACGAAGACUUGGAUCUACUGGAGAAUCGUCUUUAAUGUUGAUCGUAGACUUGGAUCUACUGGAGAGUUGUCUUCGAUGGUGGUCAUAGAUGGGAUCUACUGGAGAGUUGUCUUCAAUGGUGGACGAAGACUUGGAUCUACUGGAGAGUUGUCUUCAAUGGUGGUCGUAGACUUGGAUCUACUGGAAAGUUGUCUCGAAUGGUGGUCUUAGGCUUGGAUCAACUGGAGAAUCCUCUUCAAUGGUGGUCGUAGACUUGAUUCUAUUGGAUAGUUGCUACAGCCUUGUAAACCUUAAGAGACCGUUCAGUGAUGGAAAUAUUUUCGAGAAGUCUUGGAUCACUGGUGGCAAGAGGUGCUGUGGAAUAUUCUAGUAUCAACUUUAUACUCAAUCUUUGGUGUAUCCAGGACUAAGGUCUACAUGAGAGAUGGGGCAGUGAACUGUCUGGAUGCUGGACAGUACAGUAAUGGAGGCCACUUGUUUUUGAGGACCAUCGGGGUCAAUAGUAAACUUGCACCUGCAUUCGCCCAUAUGCCGGCUAUAGUCUUGGGUCUAUUAGAGGAGAACGUUGUGUCAUUACUGUAAUGUCCUCCACAUCCCCCACCACAUCAUGACUGGACCUGGAACCAAAGCACUUACCCUGGAGCUCCGUGGAAAAUGUGGCCCCUGGUACUCUCUGUGGCAAUAAUAUAUAUAGGUGACUGGUUUUGAUGUAAGUUUCCUUUUUUACCAGGUUUUUGACUUAUAAAAGGGAAGUAAAAAGUGACAGAAAAUAUUUGGAGCCGCAUAUGAAAUUGUGCAGCUGUUUUUAUACUUCGGGGGACGUGCCAUAAGCCAUACGGGAAGCAAAUAUUUUUGUACAUUUGGCUUCAGAGUUUUCUGUAGGGAAGAUUGACAGGAAACAGGGAAAUUCUGGUAAUAUUUUAUCUUCUAUAUAAGACUUGCAGGGCGAGGUGUCUGAGAUGGCGGCUUCCUCUUCUAUACAGUAAAGCUGCACACCAGGAGGAGGCCAGAGAGAAAAGUGCUGGAGGCAGGGUUACCCCAUAAGAAAGAUUGGAUACAUUUAUAUAAUCCAAGACCUCAAUAUAGGAAAUGAUACAAUGUAUAACAUGUCACACAACACAUACAGUAUAAAUACACAACACAUACAGUAUAAAUACACAACACAUACAGUAUACAUACACAAC
Molecule: messenger RNA, 6446 nt
Organism: Hyla sarda
Lineage: Eukaryota; Metazoa; Chordata; Amphibia; Anura; Hylidae
Gene: DAAM2
Product: dishevelled associated activator of morphogenesis 2
Exons: 26
Coding region: 263-3514 (1083 amino acids)
Biological process (GO): regulation of non-canonical Wnt signaling pathway; negative regulation of oligodendrocyte differentiation; actin cytoskeleton organization
Molecular function (GO): small GTPase binding; actin binding
Source: RefSeq, a predicted model, not a curated record